UCUUUGCUUUGGCACCACUAUGUUAAUUUUGACACUUUUCGGUUGUCACGACAACGUGCAGCGCGGGGUCUGGAACGUGGAUUUAUCCUGGAAGACGAUGCCUUUGUUCUAAGAGCGCUUCUGAUUGGCCAACAGUUUGUACGGCUAGAAACGGCAAACAAUGCGUGACUGACUUUUCACUGUGGCGACGAAAUAACAUUUGCUUUAUUGCUGUGAAGCUUAGCGGAUCAUACUGUCGGAGAUUUGUCUAAAUCCGCUUAUUCUUGGCCCGAAAUGAUGUCAACAUGGGGUAGAAGCUUCAAAGCAUCGACUAGACGUUACAUUCCAUUGCUUCGAAGCGAGCGGAGAACAGGUUACUCUGAAGUCAACCUGUGAUGAUGAGUGGAUAUCGCAUUUAGUGUCUGGAAGAUGUGGACAGACCUUGGAUUUCUUGUAGAACAUUUGACGCCAUAAUAUUUUCAAUAUUUGAGCAGUGGUUAUUUGAUAAUUUUAACUACUCAACAACAAGUGUUAGGUUGCUUGGUUUGAUUUACGUUACCAAAGAAGAACUGCAUUCAUUUGGCAAAUCAGUAUGGCCCAUGAUCAACAUCUCUUAUGGACAACCAAAGGAUCAAAGGCUUCUACAAAAGACCCUAAUUUAGAUCCUUUUUCACUUUAUGAUUUCUUCAGCAAUGCAAAUGCGGCCAGGCGUCGGCAAGGCAGGCCUAUUCAGCGUAUCAAGAGUGCUGCUCCAAGAAUCGGUCGAAGACAUGUUGAUGGCAAAGAUAGUGUUACUGGAAGUCAUUUAGGGAGCCAUGCAUCUUUGAGAAAUCCAUCACCGACCCCAGCAACGUCACGCCCAUUAUCGUCAAGGAGUGGAAGAAGUUCACUGAGCUCAUUUCAAAAGUCUAAACCAGGACCUAGCACGUCCCCUACGUCAUUAUAUCUUGGACUUCACAAAGCAAGAUGCAAAUCGGCUCCCCCGAGGCCAGCGGAUUAUUACCUUCCUCAGAAACCUAAAAGUGGGAAAUCAUGUGGGGGUUCAGCAGCCUUAUCUGUCCGAAGUGCUCCAAAACGUGCAUGGCAGAACAGGAUAAGUUCUGCAAAAAGUCAACAUUCUCUUUUAUCUCCAGAAGAAGUGGAGAAGCGACAUAAAGAACGCUGUAAAUCUGCUCCACUUCCAUACGAUUUUAGUGCAAUUGAGGUUGUGAACUCUGUUCCUGAACAUGGUUCUGAUAUACAGAGAUUAAAAGCCUUUACACGUCCUUUAACCUGUAUGCCAGAUGUUAUUCAGAAUGUACUGUCACACAAUGGUUUAAGACAUUGCUGUUCUGCUUAUCAGCCUAGACCAAAGUCAUCGUCUUGUUCGAGACAACAGUUUUGGCCUGUUUCAAGACCUGCAGUGUUCCACAGAGGAGAUGUUCCUAAAUACCUUCACUUUGUGAAGCCAGCUGGGUUUUGGAUACGAGGUGCAGAGAUUCAUUUAAAGACAGGUCACGAUGAUGAUCUCUCUGUCCCUGAUGACCACCAGGAUGUUUUGGCCGAAACAGAUUUUCCAUUGUAUGGAGACGAUGACAUGGAGGAGACAGUGCUGUAUGAAGAACAAUUUAUAGUACCUGCCACACCCUCUGAGGCAUCUUUAUCAGACAGAGAAUACUCACCAGAAGAAGAUGAAGGAAUACAAGCUGAAGAGGAGGAUUUGGAUGCCAACCCCGUUGAAGAUCUUGUUAAUAAAUAUUUAGACGAAGGAGAAGGAGAAAAAGAAGAAGAUCAGUCUAAUAAUCAUGUGAUACCUGAUGUAGCCGCACCUGAAUCAAAGGAAAAAGAACAAGAAGCAGAUGACAAGACCCCAGAAUCUGUUGAACAGGCAUUUGAAAUUAUCAUAACUAAAUUGGAACCUCGUCCAGAUCAGAAUCCAUCUCCUGAAGAAGAACAAACAGAGGUUACAAAUGAGGAACCUGUCAAUGAUUUACAAAUCAUUGUUCCUGAAAUGCCACAAUGGGCAGCCAAAGGAGAGGAAGAGGAAAACAUUGAUGAUGCACAAGAACAGAAUGUUGUUCCAGAACCUGCUGAGGAACCUGUACAUGACGAAGUGGAACCAGUGAAAGAGGAAGAAGAGAAGCCAGCACCAGAAGAGGUUUCCAAGAAGAGUGAGGUUGAAGAGCCAAAGAUGCAGACACAUCAAGUCAAAUUUUCAGAUUCUCUUAUUUUAACAAGUUUCAAAUCACCACCACCUUUAGAAGAAAAGAAGGAGCAACCUCCAAUCAAACCAAUUUUAAAGCCUGCCGCAGGCAAGGCAGAAUCUCCGCCACCUAAGCGCGAAGAGCCUAAAGUGAUACCAACCCCACAGAAAAAAGUGACACCAGUUUUGGAGCGCAAAGUGGCAGGUAAACAACCACUAGUUAAACCGUCACCUGUGAGGCCAGUGAAAGUGGUGGAUGACAUAAAGACAGAAGAGAAAGAAGACGAGAAACAGCCUGAAGAGGCAAAGAUGCCAGAAGAAAAAACACAAGAACCUCCUAAACUAGAGCCUGAAACCUUACCCAAGCCAGAGUACAUAAGGGCAUCAGGAGCUUACAGGAUGUAUGACCCAAAGGACCUACUUGAGUACCGGUUGGAGCAAAAGCGAGAGUCAUUUAAGCCAGGGAAGGGUUCAUUGACCUCCACAAAAAUGCCUUUCUUUGUACCAUCUGCAGAGAGUACAGAAGUUAUGACAUCCAUUCUUGAUGCACAGAAGCCUCCCUUUUUUCAGCAAAGGAGAGAAGGCAUGAAGCCAUGGCUUCAGGGCAGACUGGCACUUUCACAACAGACCAGUCGGUUUGAACUUCCCAUGGAUGUCAAGUUGCUUGCAGAUAUGACACCCAUGGAAUAUUUGACGAAGUACUGCAUCAUCAGUACAAGGAGAAAGGCACUUUACAAGCACAUAUUUCAGAAGGUGGAUAAAGACCGAGAUAACUUAAUAACCUUUAAGGAAAUAGACAGAGCAUUAAAGGAAAUUCAUGUGGACUACAUAUCAACAGAACAAGUCAAGAAAUUAAUAGAGAUGGUUGAAGGACAUGAGAAGUCUACUUUUAACCUAGCACAAUUUUCGGCAAUUGCUGCAUUUUCUGAAAGAUUGCUCUUCUCAGAAACUCAAAUCACAGAAAAGAACAAUGUCUACAGCUCAAAGGAAAUUAUAGAGGAAGCAGACUUCUGUGGUUUGAAAUUCAAACUGAGUGGAUUUUCUGUUAACCCAACAGUGAGAAAGAUUUUAGAAGUGCUUUAAAGGAAUAUUAUUUUGUAAAUAUUUAUAAAAAUAAAUUGUUGCACUGUAUUUACAAACAACUAAAAAGAUGUCAUUUAUAUUUAUCUAAAAGAAGUAAAAUUGUAUAUUAUGAACUGUACAUUGUAUUUAAAAUGAUUUAAAAUGGAAUUUAAGCAGUGUAAGUUUACUACUCUGUAAACUGACGGUUUUAUAACAAAUUGACACCAUUUUGACAUUUUAAAAAAUUCUUAGUAACAUUUCAUUUAUAUUACACUGAACGUUAUUUACACUUGCAAACAUUUAAAAGAUAAUGUUAAUACAGAGAUUUGUUUCCUAUGGUACCUCUGGAAAUAAUCAAUUUUAUACAAAGCAACAAGGGAAAUAAAAUGUGGCAGUGCUCAUUAGAUGAACUGCAAAAGGACUAAUUACAAAUGAAAUAGAGAUUCUGCACAUUAUCGGUGGGGUUGUCACAAACUUUAAAGCAGUUGGCUUUAUCAUUGGUGUAAGUCACUGACUUUGCCAUCUUUUUCUAGAGAAUCUGAGGAAUGGCUCUGCAGAGUAGUUAGGUGAUAUCUUGACGUAAAUGGUAAUAAAUAUUAUUUCUCACUUUUCACUAAUCUGAAUAAAUGACACAGUCAUACUCUGUUAUGAGAUCACUGUCUGGUAGAGUAGAUAGAAACUUUAGUUCAAAAUUUUAUUCAUGAAAAGUAACUGUCUGUUAUUUCUGUAAGUGCUCCAGGUUAGCAAUAUUUUUAUUUUAGUUUCAUAGACAGCUUGUUCUGAACAUUUUUAUACUGUACCAGAAUUUUUAUGUUCAGGAAAAUACAUACAGUAGUUGGUAAAUCAUUAUCCAAUGAUAGUUGUAGUGCUGAUUUUUAUUUAUUAAAUAAUAUAUUCUAGAAUUUAUUUUUAUUUUGCAUCAUUUCAGUUUACAAUAAAUAAGCUUAUUUCACAGUU
Orbicella faveolata is the source of this 4180-nucleotide messenger RNA. RefSeq lists its product as uncharacterized. Gene Ontology annotation, molecular function: calcium ion binding. The record is from RefSeq and is a predicted model, not a curated record. NCBI's taxonomy places the organism in Eukaryota, Metazoa, Cnidaria, Anthozoa, Scleractinia, Merulinidae.